Ceutorhynchus assimilis (cabbage seed weevil) is the source of this 2050-nucleotide messenger RNA. NCBI's taxonomy places the organism in Eukaryota, Metazoa, Arthropoda, Insecta, Coleoptera, Curculionidae. The record is from the annotation of a GenBank genome assembly.
UAGACCUCUGCUGCCAGCCGAGAACGGUACAUGCCCCGUUUUGUGACAGUUGCAAAGUCAAUAGUUGUAUUCCUUUCAAGAGCUUGAAACACUUGAGCUACUCGCUCCGGUGUUUAGUCGCCCGCGAUUUGCAGGGAACAGAUGCGUGGUGCAACAAACACUUUUCGAAAGGAAUAAGCGCGUGAAGCCCCGGAGCUGUUCCGGAGCUCGUCCUAGGUGUGAAAGGAAUACAACUAAUGUCAAUUGUGGGGUUGUCAGCUGUGGACAUUACUCUACCAAAAGCAAAAGGGGAAGUUUAUUAAUAGCACGGGGAACAUAUGAUUUGAUUGGGUGCAAUUAGUUAAAUUAAAUAAUACGGUACAAUGUCCAGUAUGCUAACGAUAAUGGCAACUAGAAGAAUACCCCGAGCAGUGAUAAGGACUUUGAAUAAGUGCCUGGAUAACAGUAUAUCAAAGGUUACCAUAGGAAAUGGGGCUCGGAGGCUUAGUACUUACCAGUUUAGCUCCAGUAACAAUGAAUAUAUGUUUAGCCCUCAGAAAUCAAUCUGCGGAUGCACCAAACGAUAUUUUAGAACUUCUUCUCUGCUAAUGAAUGAUAAUGUAGUGAAAUGCCCCGCUUUUCCCGAGUCUGUGACAGAGGGUGAUAUUAGACUUGACAAGAAAGUCGGUGACGCAGUGGCCGCCGACGAAGUGAUUGCGGAAAUCGAAACCGACAAGACGUCGAUGCCAGUGCACUCGCACAGUCACGGUAUCAUCGAAGAAAUCCUCGUAAAAGAUGGCGACACGGUCAAAGCAGGCCAGCCUCUGUUCAAAUUGAAAAUCACUGGCGAAGCCCCAGCCAAAGCGGCCCCUAAAGAACAGGCUAAGCCCGCUGCAGCGGCGCCGCCUCCACCACCCACACCUCCACCACCAUCACCCCCAAAACCCAGUGCUGCAUCUCCUCCACCUCCACCCCCACCACCAAAACCAGCUGCUCCGGCACCCAAACCAGCUGCUCCCAUGUCGUCGAUUCCUGUGGCUGCCAUCAGACACGCUCAAUCGCUUGAAGCUUCGGCCACAGUAAAGAUGCCUCCAUCGGAUCCAACCAAAGAAAUAACUGGUACUAGGAGCGAGCAGCGUGUCAAAAUGAACCGGAUGAGGCUAAAAAUCGCCCAACGGUUGAAGGAGGCACAAAAUACGACUGCCAUGUUAACCACCUUCAAUGAGGUUGAUAUGACGAACAUAAUGGAAUUCCGCAAAACUCAUCAGGAUCAAUUCAUCAAAAAAUACGGUAUCAAGUUGGGUUUCAUGUCGGCCUUCCUCAAAGCAUCAGCCUACGCUCUUCAGGAUCAACCUGUGAUCAAUGCCGUCAUCGAGGGCAACGAAAUCAUCUACAGAGACUAUGUGGACAUUUCUGUAGCUGUGGCCACCCCAAAAGGUCUUGUUGUCCCCGUGAUCCGGAACGUUGAGAGUAUGAACUUUGCCGAAAUCGAAUUGGCCAUGGCCGCUUUGGGAGAGAAAGCCAGGAAAAAUCAGAUAGCAAUUGAAGACAUGGACGGCGGCACUUUUACCGUAUCCAAUGGAGGCGUGUUCGGUUCUCUGAUGGGUACGCCCAUCAUCAAUCCUCCUCAGUCUGCUAUUUUGGGAAUGCACGGGACUUUCGAGAGACCCGUUGCCAUUAAGGGACAGGUGGUAGUCAGACCAAUGAUGUACAUCGCUCUGACUUACGAUCACAGAUUGAUCGACGGACGCGAGGCAGUAUUAUGUUUACGUAAAAUCAAAUCCGGAGUGGAAGAUCCCCGUACCAUGCUAGCCGGUCUUUAAAUAACUAAUCAGCCAGGAAUCUGAAAUGUCACUGAAAAAAAGAAAUAAUUCUUUAGGCAUCCGAAAUAAGAAGUUAUUAUAUGAGUAUUUUUAUUAUUUAUGUAAAUUUAUUAUGUAUUAUUUAUUUGAAAUUGUUUUUCAUUUUAUUUACAUAUUUUAAUUUCCAAUGAAGCACAUACAUUCGAUUUAUACGAAAGAAAAAAAUUAAUAAUAAAACAACAAAAUUUGGUAAUUGAUGGAAACACGUU